AUGGAUGGAAUUAUGGUUCUGAAGGACCAGACGCUUGGAGCGAUGCCUGCCCACAAUGUUCUGAAAAAUCAGUCACCAAUUGACACAAAUGCAAAACAUUCCGCGAUUAUCAAUAAUGGACAUACUAUUUCUGUCACGCUCGAAGGCGAAAGUCCAUCUGGUUUCAAAUUAACCAGUGGUGGUCUCGUUGGCACGUAUGAAUUUGUUGGUUUUCGUGCCUUGUACUAUAAGAAUAUUGUGACAAUCACUUAUUCAUAUUCGCUUCCUUUAGGUAUUGAACGAAGCAAAAACGAGAUUGACUCUCGAAAUGCAAGCGCAAUCGUUUGUGAUGACGCAUAG
This is a messenger RNA of Adineta ricciae, 339 nucleotides long. Lineage: Eukaryota; Metazoa; Rotifera; Eurotatoria; Adinetida; Adinetidae. The record is from the annotation of a GenBank genome assembly.